Molecule: messenger RNA, 2065 nt
Organism: Vigna umbellata (rice bean)
Lineage: Eukaryota; Viridiplantae; Streptophyta; Magnoliopsida; Fabales; Fabaceae
Product: pentatricopeptide repeat-containing protein At4g18975, chloroplastic-like
Molecular function (GO): protein binding
Source: RefSeq, a predicted model, not a curated record
GAUUAUUAUUAUUAUUAUGAUUAUUGUAAGGGCCUAAAAUCUUAGGGCAGUUGGGUUUUAUGUUGAGGCAGCCAUACCCAUAAGGCUAAGGGCACUAAGAUCUUAGGAGGGACUUUUCAAAAAUUUGAGUUCCUUGUUUCAGCUUUUUCACUCUCUCUCUAAAACUCAGACUCACUUUUCUCUCUGUCUUCUCUCUACCAUUCCCUCAUAUUCUCUCGUUGCAUGUUGGUUGAGGUGCUGCCCAAGCAUCCGCGACGUAGAGAGCUCCAUUUCUACCGAACGUUUUCUUCAUUCCGACUGGGCACUGUUUAAGUCCUUGCUGUGAGGUACGGUUAGAGCAUUCUAGAAGAUUGUAUUGCUCAACUCCAAGGGGUACUUUAUAAAAUUGGAGGUACUGCAUAGGGAAAUGCUGCAGGGUGAAACACCCAGAAAAUAGAGAGCAGAGAAGGAGAGAAAGGCGGGUUCAGUUGGUUGAGGUCGUCACCACCGCGAAGUACCAUGUGGAGGUUAAGGUCACCUCGAAUCUCUCAUCUCGUUGGUAGAUUGAGUCAAAUUAACGUAGUAAGUGAUGUGAAGGUGCAACAGUAUCGUUGCUGUCAAACUCUAGUGUUGCCUCCUCCAUCGAGUUUGCAACAGACAAAAUAUGAUCCUCCUGACACCGUAGUACCGAGGAGUUAUAUUGGGGAAAACGUAUCCAGAAAAGAUAAGACCAAAUAUCUUUACUCUACGCUUCUUGAACUCAACGACAGUAAGGAUGCUGUUUAUGGUGCUCUUGAUGCAUGGGUUGCGUGGGAGCAAAACUUCCCCAUCGCCUCAUUGAAAAAAAUAUUGAAUUCCCUUGAGAAGGAACAACAGUGGCAUAGGGUUGUGCAGGUAAUUAAAUGGAUGCUGAGCAAAGGGCAGGGGAUGACAAUGGGAACGUAUGGUCAAUUGAUACGAGCUUUAGAUAUGGACCAAAGAGUGGAAGAAGCCCACAAAUUCUGGGAAAUGAAAAUUGGUUCUGAUUUGCAUUCAGUUCCUUGGCAAGUAUGUCAUGUCAUGAUAUCUGUAUAUUACCGAAACAACAUGCUGGAAGAUCUUGUUAAGCUUUUCAAGGGGCUGGAAGCUUUUGAUCGAAAACCGCGGGACAGAUGUAUCAUACAAAAAGUGGCAAAUGCAUAUGAGAUGUUAGGCUUAGUUAAAGAGAAAGAGAAUAUACUGGCAAAAUAUAGCCAUCUCUUCACAGAGGAAGGACCAACUAAACCGCAUAGAAGGAACUCAUUUGAGUCAAAGAAAGGUAUGCAUCUUACCUCAGACAAACCACGUCAAAGGCAAUCUAGAAAUACUUCGUCUGAGGAGAAAUAGAAGUCAGAUGUUAUUCUUUCACAUCGAUAAAAUUGUUCGGUUAAGGUUAAAACAGUGCAAGACCAAAGUUUUCAGAGUUCAGCUGCACUCCUACGUAAAAACUCGUUUCAGAAGAAAUGCCUUUAGUUAUUCCUGCCCAUCCGUUGGAUAUUCUGAAGAAGCUGUUUGGUUUUUUGACUGAUGCGAUUCUGCUAAUUCUGUCGCUGGAAAAACAAAAAGAUUCCUAGCUGGAUAUUACAUAUCAUGGGUACUAUUUUCUGAUGACAUGUUAUCUUGGUAAUGUAGCCCCAUGUGUGGGAAGCCUAUCAAAGAUAGAAGUUCGCGUCACCUUGGGAAAACGGAACCAAACUUAUCGUUGCACUAGAUGUCAAAAGUUGUUCCAUGUUAUAAAAUAGUUACUUCUUUUUGUUUGGAUAGGUUAAUUUAGGCAAAAGAAAUGAGAAAAAGAAGUUGUUCCAAGUUUGGUGCACGGUUUAUAGUUUAACUAGUAAUGCAUUCCAAGUUUGGUGCACGAUUCAUGGUGAAUUUUUUUUAUAUCAUGAUAGCCCUGCUGCACAUUUUUUGGCUAUUGGUUUUUUCCAGUAACUAGUUUAUGUGUCAUGAUACCUGGUUUCUUCAAAAAUCAACUUAAGAGUGACAAUAUAUUUGAGGUUUAUGUGUCCUUAUGUUUUGAUCGCAAUGUACAGCGUGUUUGAUCUAAUAUCCAGAUAUAUUCCCCUUA